Messenger RNA from Cooperia oncophora, 426 nucleotides. The record is from the annotation of a GenBank genome assembly. Lineage: Eukaryota; Metazoa; Nematoda; Chromadorea; Rhabditida; Trichostrongylidae.
AUGCUGAUGUUGUUUGUCGUAGUCUCAUCGACGGCCGAUGACUUCUUCUCGCCGAGUGUUUCGUCGAUUGUGGCACACUUGAAAAUCAGUGAGAGCAUUGCAUGGAUUAACCCAAGGGGUGUGACUUUCAUGGCAUUCGGCAAUGGAGCCCCGGAUAUUUUCGGCUCAAUCGCGUCCGUUCUGAGCAGUCCAAAACCUAAAGCAGGACUGGCCCUUGGAGAACUUCUUGGCUACCUUGGCCUAUAUGCUGUUUAUAUAAUCACCGUUAUUGUUGGCCAUCGUCUUCACAAGCGGAGACGAAAACAGCAACGGGAGAACAGCCUCAAGAAGAGCUUGAGCAAUAUUAUGUCCAGGCAUGGAACGACUAGCUGUGAAGCGCCGAUGACUCCGAUGAUGAUGGACAGAAGGGAGGUGACGUCUCUGUAG